GAGCAGGGCGGGGCCACGCAGCAGCAGCAGCUUCAUCCCCGCGCACGCGCGCACACACGUCUCAGGCCGCAGCAUGGACCCCUCAGCCCGUCCGCUCCCUCAGCGGUUCCGGUUCGGGUGACGAGGAGGAAGAGGAGGAUGAAGACGGCGCGCGCUUAGAGCGGCCAGCGGAAGCGAGCACGCGCCGCGGAGCCUCGCGCUCCGAUUGUUCGGACGCAGCAGACCGAAACAGCAGGCCGCGUGUACCCGGACCGAGCCGAGCCGAACCGGACCGGACCCAGCAUGCUGCCCGCCUCGCUGCUCGUGCACGCGCUGCUGCUCUGCUUCAGCCAGAGCCUGACGGCGUUCCAGGUGUCGGUGAGCGACGACGGUCUGAUCGUGGCGGCUCUGGAGCCGUCGGACCUCCAGGACAACGUGACGGCGUACGCGGCGCAGGUCUCUGGAGAACCUCGGCUGGUCCUGGUUCCGUUCCUCAACACCAAAGAGGCUCUGCUGUUCAACGCCUCCUUCCACGGCCUCUGCUACACCGUGGGCCUGCUGCUCAAACUGGGUCAGAACUGGUCCCGACCCGUGAAGAGCGUUCCUGUUCUCACUAAGCCUCUGCCGGUGCGCAGCGCUCACAUCUCCGACUAUAAGGAGGCUCCAGAGACCGGCGUGGUGUUCGACAUCGACCCCCCCUCCAGGACCGUCUUCAGCAGAGUCAACAUCAGCUACACGGAGGGGGCGGAGCGCCGCAGCAUGCUCUACAAAGAUUUCUACCGGGGGAAGACGGUCUUCAAGCACUGGUUACCGGGCGUUUGUUACCGGAACAUCACCUUCCAGCUGAUCUCUGAGGCCACCGUCAACCAGACGGCGCUGGUGACCCACAGUGACGUCACGCACACGCCGCUGCACCACCGCACAGUGCCGUACCCCCCCCUCAACGUGUCUCAUAAGAUCCUUCACCUGAGCCCGAGGCGAGUGCUGGAGGGGCCGCGGCCGUCCCGUCAGGCGCGGGACGUCCCCCUGAUGGAGGAGGAGGAGGAGCCGACGCCGCCGUACGAGGAGGAGGGGGCCACGGCGACCCCGCUCGCCUUCAACACCACCGAUGCCUCGCUGGGAGACGGGACUGUGAACGGCAGCCGGGCGGAGGAGGCGGAGCCUCAGAGCACCUGGCUGAACCAGACGGAGCCCCCCCACGUGGAGGAGGACGAGGAGUUCGUGAACGCCGUGGUGCCGGACUACGAGGACUCCAACGAGCCGGGCUCGGGCAUGGUGGUCCCCGCCGAGCCCGCCGUCCUGCUCACCCGGCCCCCCCCCAUCCUGCUGGAGCUGCGCUGGUUGCCCCCCCGACCCCCCACCAGCUACAACGGCUUCGUGGUCUACGUCUACAGAGAUGGAAACUCCACAGAAACGGCCAUCGUGGACGAGAACACUCACGAGUUUUUCACCGAGCUAUCUGAACCGGGAACGUACCGGGCUCGGGUCAGCACGCUGAGCUCGUCUGGAGACUGCGAGGCCCGGGAGAGCAGCGCCGACGCCGGCGUUACCUUCUACCUGAGUCCGGAUGGCGAGCUGCUGGAGGAGCUGCGCGAGCGUCCCCGGGGCGUCAGCGUCCGGCUGCUGGACUCCAGCACGGCCGCCGUGUCCUGGGCGGCGUCCUCGGAGCAGCACAACGGCAGCCUGGUGUCGGUGGUGUCCACCACCUGCCUGAAGCCCAGCCUGAGCCAGAGGAUGGAGAACACGUACUGCAGCGAGGAGAACUCCACCAGUGACGUCAUCAGCAGCCUGACGCCGGGCGCGCAGUACCGCGUGGUGGUGUUCCACACCAACGGGCCGCUGAUCAGCCCGCCGUCGGAGCCCGUCAUCAUCGACAUCGAGCCCACCGGCGUGCGCGAGCUGGCCGUGUACCCGCUGAGCCCCACGGCGGUCAUCCUGAGCUGGCAGCGGCCGUACCACGUGGCGUUCCGGAAGUACGUGCUGCAGACCUUCUUCUUCAACCCCGUCACGCUGGCCUCCGAGUGGACCACCUACUACGAGAUCGCCGCCACCGCCUCCGUCAUCGCCUCCGUGAGAGUCACUGACCUGCUGCCCGCCUGGUACUACAACUUCCGCGUUUCCAUGGUGACGUGGGGGGAACCGCCGCUCAGCUGCUGCGACAGCUCCACCGUCAGCUUCGUCACAGCGCCCGAGGCCCCCCACAUCUCCUCGGUGGAUUACGCUCACGGCGUCCUGUCCGUCCGCUGGACGUACGGCGAGCUCUUCAUCGACCUGUCCCACUCCAGGAUGCUGCACUGGCAGGUGGUGGCGGUGGGGAGGAGGGGCCCCGAGAGGAGCUACUCUGUGGAUGUGACCCGCGGCGUGAUGCGGGCCAGCCUCCCCCUCCCCCCAGGAGACAUCUACAACCUGACGGUGACGGCGUGCACGGAGCGCAGCCGGAACACGUCCACGCCCAACAUCAUCAAGCUGGAGCCGGCCCCCCCUCGGUCCCUGUACGCCGUCAACGCCACCCACUCUUCAGCGACGCUGCUGUGGAGCGAGGAGGGCGUGGUCGACUUCUACCAGGUGCUCUGCAGACCGUGCACGGCCAACAAGGAGCUGAAGGCCCAGGAGCCCCUCACCUCCACCUCCCACGUGCUGACGGUGUCGGGGCUGACGCCGUCCUCCACCUACAACUGCAGCGUGACCAGCGUCAGCUACAGCACGCCCAGCCGGCCCGCGCACGUCACCGUCACCACCGCCGACAGAGAGAUGAACCCCAGCGUGGCGGCCAUCUCGGCGCUGGCCGUCCUGAGCGUGCUGCUCGUCAGCCUGCUGCUCCUCUUCCUGCUGGUUCUGCGCAAGAAGCACCUGCAGAUGAGCAGAGAAUGCGGCGCCGAGACCUUCGUCAACUUUCCCUCCUUUGAGAGAGAAGGAAAGCUCCCCUACAACUGGCGAAGAAGCCUCUUUGCCUUCCUUACCCUGCUGCCAUCCUGCCUUUGGACUGACUAUCUUUUGGCUUUUUAUAUUAAUCCGUGGAGCAAAACCGCUUUGAAGAAACGCAAGCUCACCAGCCCCGUCCAGCUGGACGACUUUGAGGCGUACUUCAAAGACAUGGGCAAAGACUCCGCCUACAAGUUCUCGCUGCAGUUUGAGGAGCUGAAGAGCGUGGGUCUGGACCUGAGCCACGACGCCGCAGACCUGCCGGUCAACCGUCCGAAGAACCGAUACACCAACAUCCUGCCCUAUGACUUCAGCCGGGUGAAGCUGGUCUCCAUGCACAACGAUGAAGGAGCAGACUACAUUAACGCCAACUACAUCCCCGGCUACAAACACGCCAAAGAGUACAUCGCCACGCAGGGCCCGCUGCCCGAGACCCGCAACGACUUCUGGAGGAUGGUCCUGCAGCAGAAGGCGCCCAUCAUCGUCAUGCUGACGCAGUGCAACGAGCGGCGGCGGGUGAAGUGCGAUCACUACUGGCCGUUCACAGACGAGCCGGUGAUGUACGGCGAGGUCGGCGUGGAGAUGCUGUCCCAGAGCGAGUCCCAGGAGUGGAUCACCCGCAAGUUCAGGCUGGAAUAUGCGGAUGAGACGCAGGACGUCCUGCAUCUGAACUACACCUCGUGGCCGGAUCACGGCGUUCCCACUGUCAACGCCAUCGAGAGCAUCCUGCAGUUUGUGCACAUCGUCCGGCAGCAGGCCAACCGGACCAAAGACCCCAUCAUCGUCCACUGCAGCGCCGGGGUGGGCCGCACCGGGACCUUCAUCGCUCUGGACCGCCUCAUGCAGCACAUGAGGGAGCACGAGUUCGUGGACAUCCUGGGGAUGGUGUCAGAGAUGAGGUCCCACCGGCUGUCCAUGGUCCAGACCGAGGAGCAGUACGUCUUCAUCCACCAGUGCGUCCUGCUCAUGUGGCAGAAGAAGAAGCAACAGUCCAUCACGUCCGACGUCAUCUACGAGAACGCCAGCAAGACAUAGCGGCGUGGGAGACGUUGUGGACACCUCUGAGCUUCAGGCAUCCAUCCCGUGCAGAAGAGCCGCCUCGCCGUCAGCAUCCACCUGUGAGACAUCCACCGUCCAGACGUCCACGUGAAGCGACGUAAAGGCCGGAGGCGGAGCCUUCACUCACCGCCCCACACGCCCCCGUAACAGGACCAUCCAUGUCUGCACAACACCCACCCUCCUUCAGGAAGGGGCGGAGUCAUCAGGACGGACUCAGCUCACUCUCAGGGCUCACCUCACUGAACAUGACGCCACCUGCUGGGCUGGAGCUGCGAUCUGAGGAUGCAGGACGGAGACAUCACGGUUCCAGCAGGAAGAGCUGGAAUCCAAAACCUUCAGACCUGCUGGAGGAUCCACGGGAGGUUCUGGUUCUGGAUGGAAUCUCGAAAGAGGUGAAUGUCUCCAAACCAGAGGAAGAGAACCCAACACCUCCCGCUGCCAUCGGUCCUCAUGUGAUGUGUUCAGAACCACACCAGAAGAUCAGCGACUUGAAUGUGGACCAAAGUUCUGAAUCGCUGGUUUUGGAGGUCCCUGCUGGACCCGGAGGUCCCUGCUGGUCCAUGAGGUCCCUGCUGGUUUAGGUGGGCCCUGCUGGUCCAGGAGGUCCCUGCUGGUCUGGAAAGCCCAACAAACCAUCACGUCGCCCACUGAUGGGGGUGGGGCUUCUCAAAAACCUCCCCCUCCCCCCUGUAAGAUCAGGUCUGCUCGCCAACAUCAGUACCGGACCGAGCCGUCCUACAGGCCCUGAUAACCCAACAUUUCCACGAUCCAUCCAGACCAUCAGUGAACUUAACAGUCUAGGUUUGUUGAAGCAAAGGCUCCAAACGGACUCGUGCUAACACUAGCCCAUGCUAGCGCAGACGACGCUGGAAGAUGUUGUCCAACGCUCUGCAGGAACAAACCUGUAACAUGACUUUUAUUUUGAAAAUCCCAAUCUUGACUAAUACAUUCAUCAGUAUUGAGGUCAGACUGAACUGGAAUUGGUUGCGUGAAGCUAACGGUUGGCUAACGGUUGGCUAACAGUCGAGAGCAAAUGCAGCGAAACAUCUCAACCGAUCGACCGUCUUACAUCUUCCUCUCUGGAUUCUCCCACGAAAACAUUCAGUCAAAAAUGGCUGUUUUUCCAGAGGCAGCAAAGUAUUAAAUUCUAAUGAAAAUUCUAUUGUGUUUUACCGCCACCUGGUGGAGAACUAAAGAACUACAGCAUCUUUAGCAUCAGUGGAACCUUGGACACUCUUACUGCGAUUCCUCUCAACAGCCUGCAGGUUUGGAGGAAAUGUUUCCUCACAGACGAGGUCUCACGGUGACGCCCAAACAGCCUCUAGCUCCUCCCAUCAAACAGCCUCUGGCUCCUCCCAUCACGGAACGAUCAUCAUGUCUGAUCUGAAACAUCUUGUUUCGUGAAGAUUGUAGUUGAAUCUGCUCAAAUCAGCUGGUUCCAGAUCAGAUCAGCUGGUUCCAGAUCAGAUCAGCUGGUUCCAGCUGAGGACACUCAGAUGCUGGUUAGUCUCCCUCUGGUGGAGGAUGGAGGAAGUGCAGAAACAUUUCCUUUGAGUUUUAGAUAAAUGCUUCUAAGAAGCAAAGCUUUUAUUUUGGAGGCGUGUUCGGCCUCUGACACCUACACGCCUCCUUCCGCUGCAGCUUGUUUUGGCGCCACCGUGUGUCUGUCGUUGUGGGCGUGGUCAAACGAGGGUUUUUGGUCCGGUCGGGCUCUGAUCAAAUGUACAUAGGACUCUGCUUCAGACCUUCUGCUGUAAAUGUGACUCAGGAGCGCCGCCGCCCGGCUCCUCGCCAUGAACUCACUUCGAUGUCGGUUGAACUCGUUGUCAUUGGUGCCAUUCUCGUGCGUUGUGUCACUCAGUUGGCGGUGCGGUCUCCGGAUCGCCGCCUCACUCCGUUUUAUUGUGUGUGUUGGAACAAAUAAAGCGUUGCAGCUGAA
This is a messenger RNA of Oryzias melastigma (Indian medaka), 5899 nucleotides long. RefSeq names its product protein tyrosine phosphatase receptor type O (gene ptpro). Lineage: Eukaryota; Metazoa; Chordata; Actinopteri; Beloniformes; Adrianichthyidae. The record is from RefSeq and is a predicted model, not a curated record. Gene Ontology annotation, molecular function: Wnt-protein binding; cadherin binding; protein tyrosine phosphatase activity. Gene Ontology annotation, cellular component: GABA-ergic synapse; glutamatergic synapse; plasma membrane. The coding region runs from base 283 to 3936 and encodes 1217 amino acids. Gene Ontology annotation, biological process: peptidyl-tyrosine dephosphorylation involved in inactivation of protein kinase activity; negative regulation of canonical Wnt signaling pathway; regulation of glomerular filtration. The transcript has 27 exons.